UCGCUGAUAUAUCUACAAGAGACUUCAAACAAUGUCAUCGAGAGGGAGGGAUAAAGUGCAGCGCCUCGGAGGAGGAUGGAGGGGGGUUUUCCUGCUUCCGGCUGUCAACUGUAGAGCUUGGUCAGAGCUCGGUAGAGUAGCGGUAACGCCUGGCUGUCGUCAGCCUUCUCGUGUUUGUUGCCAGCUGUAUUCCUAGGUACUCGUUGCCGAGAUUACAUGAUUUAAGCAGAGUGCUGGACAUUUAAAUUUGAGUUACUAGUGUCAAAAUGGCUUGGCGUUUCAAAGCUUCCAAAUACAAAAAUGCAGCGCCGAUUGUGCCCAAACCGGAGGCUUGUAUUCGGGAUAUCUCCGUGGGAUCGUACCAGACUUAUGGAAAUAACAUAACAGCAUCCGCAGCGUUCAUGGCAUUCAAUGUUGAUCAUAAUGGAUCCAGUUUAGCAGUAUUACCAUUAGAGGAUUGUGGCAGAAAGAGCAAGACUAUGCCGUUGCUUCAUGCUCAUGCAGAUACCGUAACAGAUAUGGAUUUUUCUCCAUUUCAUGACGGCUUGCUUGCAACUGGUUCUCAGGAUUGUCUCGUAAAGUUGUGGCACAUCCCAGAAAGUGGCUUAGAAGAAUCCUUGUGCAAUCCAGAAUGUACAUUCUCACAUCGCCAACGAAGAGUAGAAGCAGUAUGCUGGCAUCCUUCUGCCGAACAUCUUCUAACCACUGCGUCAUUCACCAAUCUGUCACUCUGGGACGUUCUUUCGCAACAGGAACUGUUCUCUAAUAGUGACCAUACCGAAGUAAUCCAAUCUGUGAGUUGGAAGGAAGAUGGUACCGUUUUAGCGACGUCUUGCAAGGACAAACAAAUGAGGAUUAUAGAUCCGCGUGCAUCUUCAUGCGUCAUUAAUUCAUGUUCGAGUCAUCAAAGUAUUAAAGAUUCCAGAGUAGUUUGGCUAAACAGUGACAGAAUACUCACCACAGGAUUUGACGCGGCGAGACUUCGUCAGGUUUACAUUAGGGACUUAAGGCAUUUAAACGAGCCGGUGAAAACAUUGGAAUUAGAUUGCAGUACUGGUAUUCUGAUGCCGCUUUUUGAUUCCGACACGAAUAUGCUUUUCCUUGCUGGGAAAGGAGAUACUACUAUUAUAUACAUGGAAGUUAUGGAUAAAGAUCCAUAUCUAGUAGAAGGGAUUCGUCACAGUGGUGAACAAACUAAAGGAGUAUGCUUGGUUCCUAAACGAGCAUUAAAUGUAAUGCAGGCUGAAGUUAAUAGACUCUUACAACUCACUUCCAAUAUGGUGAUCCCGAUCAUGUAUCAAGUGCCACGAAAGACAUACAGAGACUUUCACGCAGACAUUUAUCCAGACACGUCUGGUCCCAUUGCUCAAAAUAAUGCAACAGCAUGGAUUAAGGGUUAUAAUAUGCCUGUCCCAAAAAUAUCGCUAGAUCCUGCUAAAAGAAACAAAGGCGAAGAACUGAUUACUGUACACAAAGGGAACUUAGCGGUGCUCAAAGACAAUCAACGCGAAAUUAAAGUAGAACAAACGAACAACCGGCCGCCAAAACCCUUGGUCAUUACCGCGCCGAAGGGAUUCAUGAAAGCGCCGAGCAACGUGAACGAAAAUGACAGCAAUAUAGAGAACGACACUGAGAAACUCGAUGACACGAAAAAACCCGAAAAACCUGAGGUAGAAGAAGACAAAACCAAGAUACAGAAUGGACAAACCGUUCCACCGAAACCUUUACCGAGAGCAUCAAGAACCAACAGUAUCUCCGAGGAGGAACCAAAACCGGUGGCACGUCCUCGUACAUCGCCAAAUCCUGGAUCAGUAGUUACAUCAGUGAAUCCUAAUGCGAUUGGCGGAUAUAAGCCCCGACUCGGUCCUAAACCGUUCCAGGCAAAGUCGAGUAGCCAGGAGUUCUCGUUUGAUAAAGUUUUCUCAGUACCAAUUGCACCUAAUAAUGACAACAAUACGAAUGGUUAUCAGAAUGAAAUUAAUAACGCUAUAGAGCAUAAUACAGAAACAGACAAAUCGCCAACUUUAAUACCGAAUGAUCGCACGAAAGACACGGAAAAUGGCAAGAGUGACUCGAGUUCUAUCGAGGAAGAUGCUAAUUCGAGCGAUUCUGGUUACAAGCCGAAGACACCGAGUACUGCGGAAAGACGCAAGGUAUUCGAGACAAAAGUGAAAGAUGAAUCGCCCGAGAACGAGGAUGCUGGGAAUUUUGAACGCGGCGGCAUGAACAGAAACUCAAUUGCUGAAAGGCGGCGUCUUUAUGAAAGUCGAUCUGUGUCCGUCACUGAUGGAAAUCUAGCAGAGAAAGCGAUGGGUUCGCCAACUAUGCUGAGACGAAGGGAUUCCUUCAAGGCAAAAAGCGAAGUGAUUAAAGAAGACGAAACGAAGAAGACUAUCCCUAUGUUACGACAGCAGAGCAUGGAUCCUAAAUUGGAAAAAGUGGAGCCUGUUGUUACGCCAGCAUCAAAAAGAACAUCAACAGUUUUUGGAAGAGUAUCCAAAUUCCGGCACUUGAAAGGUACUCCGGGACACAAAUCUACGCAUAUUGAAAAUAUACGCAAUAUCAGUCGCCAGAUAUCCGGUGAAUGCGAUGGUUUUCAUGCUAAUCCCGAUCGAGUGGCAGUACCUUUGAGUGGUCCAGGUGGAAAGAUAGCGGUACUGGAAUUGAAAAAGACUGGAAGACUGCCGGAUGGUGUUAUGCCAGCUUUAGUUCACGGUGCGACUGUGAUGGACUUUCAAUGGGAUCCAUUUGAUAAUCAACGAUUAGCAGUUGCUUGCGAUGAUGGAAUAAUUCGUUUGUGGGAAAUACCGGAGUCUGGUUUAGCAGAACCAACAAACGAACCGAAACACACCAUAGAAGCUCACACUGACAAGAUUUAUCUGAUUAAAUUUCAUCCACUGGCGGCAAAUGUUCUCGCAUCCGCUUCAUACGAUAUGACCGUGAAGAUUUGGGAUCUAUCACUGUUAUCAUCUACUGAAACAGCGAUUGCAAAAAUCACAUUGACUGGUCAUACUGAUCAAAUAUUUAGUUUAGCAUGGUCACCGUGCGGUCAAUACCUUGCCAGCACAUGCAAGGAUGGUAAACUGCGAAUCUAUAAACCUCGAUCAAGCGAUGUUCCUGUGAAAGAAGGAAAAGGUCCCGUUGGGACAAGAGGAGCAAGAGUUAUAUGGGCGCUUGAAGGCAAAUAUCUUGUUGUAAUGGGUUUUGAUAAAGUUUCCGAGAGACAGAUUUAUGUAUUUAAAGUGGACAAUUUGAAUGCUCCCUUGAAUACUGUUGGAUUGGACGUCUCACCUGCCAUAUUAAUGCCAUAUUAUGAUGAAGACAGUUCCACGCUUUUUUUAACUGGACGUGGUGAUUCCACGAUAUAUGCAUUUGAAGUAACUGAGGAAGCUCCUUAUUGCUGCCCAUUGAGUCAUCACAGAUGCAGUAGUUUGCAUCAAGGCUUGUCAUUCCUUCCAAAAAAUAAAUGUGACGUGGCCAGUGUAGAGUUCGCUUCAGCUUUGAGGUUAACGAAUAAUACAAUAGAGCCUUUAAGCUUUACUGUACCGCGUAUAAAGAGCGAAUUAUUCCAAGAUGAUCUCUUUCCUCCAACUAAAGUUAUCUGGAAACCAACUUUAUCCGCAUCAGAGUGGUUUAAUGGUGGCAAUAAGCAGCCAUCUAGAAUAAGUCUUAAACCACCUGGUAUGGAUAAUUUAACUGAGAAUCAGUCCCAAAAUGCAGUUACACCUCCUCAAAUUGCAAGCAAGCCAUUAUCAACUCCUUUCGGUAUUACUGCACAACCAUUCAAUAGAUUAGGAUGGAAUCCGGAUAUCAAAGCAAAACAAGAAGAGAUCCAGAAAACUAUGAGCCAUUUUGUGGGAGAUGUCAUCCAAUGUUCAUUAGAACAGGAUCACAUGGAAGGUGUCGAGGAACAUGAAUGGGAUGAGUGAAAAUUGAAGACUUGUGGAUAGAUGCAAACUGAUGAAGUAAAUAUCUAAAUGUAGUUGUUCAAGCCGCGUAAAUUAUUUAUAAGUUAGAAUUAUAUAUCGCGCGAAUGGCAAGAGUAUCGCAGUGUUACUGUGUAUAGAGCAAGAGGCAAAUUGUAUCUGAGUGAUAUACUUCCAACAAUUUUCUUUUGUGGAGGAAGUAAGAGAAUAAGUACAGUGUUUUAUAUCAAUUUACAACAAUACUCAUUUUUUGGUAAAUCUAGCUUAAGAUUUUGUAAACGCAUUUUUCAACGCGUAGAAAUAAGAAUUCAGGCCUUGUUAAAUCAUAUUAAUUUAAAGUAAAAAAAAAACUAAACAAAAAGAACAAAGACACAAGAGAUUUUUUAAUGUGGCGAUGUAAUUAAUCCAAUGUUUGAUACAGAAUGCAGUGUUGAUAUGAUAACACUGUUCUUAUAAAAUCGAAAUGCGAUUAUAGCUCUAGUCCCAAAUCAUCUUUUUUUGAUUGCUAAUUUCUCUCACGUACGUAUUUCUAUCUACAAAUAAUUCUAUAAUAUAUCACUGUAGAGAUUAUUAGAUAUAGGGUAUGCUUAAUUAUUGUCAAGAGAAUUGAGAAAUUUGUAUUACGAUUUGACAAUAGUUUCAUCCAUCUAUUUAAUGAAUAUCAGUUUGGGAGUUCAAUGGAUGAAUAUUUCUUCUUAGAGCAAGUAUAUGCUAGUAUAUUUAUUAUGCUUUUCAGUACCAAGUGUGAACAAUAUCAAUUGUGUCAGAGACAAUUAUUGACGAAUAUUUAAUUCAUUAUAUAUCGAAUAUAUAUAUUAGAAUGGACGAUGAAUUUCUAAAAGAAGAUUCGAAACAUGUGCCAUUUGCGAAGCAGUAUUUAGUCUGUCGUUAAUAAGAAAGAGAAAAAAAACAGUAUUACAAUCAAUAUCAUUAGAUCUCUAAAUGUUAACUUAUUCCGUGAUAAAAAUCGACAUUCCUUAUUUAAUUUAUUUUAUUGCCACAUCAGUGCCAGAUUUAUUUUCGUUUUGGCCAGAUACACCAGAUGUCAAUAAUGGUCUCAAUGUAUAUGUCAUAAUAUAAUCUAUCAUCGUAUCUGUGUGAUAAUAGAGCAAAUGACAAUUUUGUCGCAGAAUUGUGAAGCAGAGGUUUUUUACGAUAUUUCGUAUCCUUAUACGCACAUAUAAAAAAAAGACAUUAUACAAAAUAAAUACAGCGCGUAAAUAAGUAAUCGUAAGCCGAUAAUUGAAUUGUAUGGUGAAGUAUACUUCAAUUUAUGCUCUGUCGACAUCGCAUUGAGUAAUCUGCAAGAUCCAAACGAUAUUAAUUAAGAAAAGAAGAUGACUGAUCCUUUUUACAAUGAACUUUUUUAUCAUAAUAUCGAAUAUAAUAAUUAUCAAUUUAUCAAGCGAUAAUCUUAUCAUAUAAAUAUUCAGAUCAGAAUAUUUCAUCUCGUUUUUUUGUGUUUUUACGAAUUAUAAAAAAAUGAUGGUACUAUGAUGAUCCUUUAAAAACAAGUUUUAAUAAUAUAAAAUGCCAAUAUUAUCUUUUUUCUUUGAGAAAUUUAAUAAUAACGAUUAUGUACAUCUUUUUUAUCUCAUUCUUCAUAUCUCGGCACGAAUAUAUUUGAUCAACAUAGUGCCAAAAAUCCAUUAUCGACAGUAUUUUUUGUAUCUUGCACAUUUUAGACCUAUAAGAUGUUCCAAAACGUUACGAAAGUAUUAAAAAAAUUUUCUAUACGUGUCAAAGAUAAAGAGUACGAUGAAACUUGGUUUAUCGCUGCCAUUUAUGUCCUGUAUUACUGACUUUAUAUUGCAUUAUAAAAAAGAAAGAAGGUAUGGCGAUAUAGCAUAUCUUAAUGUAAUUUUUUUUAUUUGAUUAUUUGAUUAUUCAUACAUUACAUUUGAUCGUUCAUAUAUUAUGUAUUGUAUGUAAUUAUAAUUCAAUUUGUAGUUUUCAGCAAGCUCUAUCUGUUUACAGAUUAUGAAUAAUAAAGCGUGAUCUUUUGCAGCACGAGAUUUGAGAUAGAAAUGCAUAACAAAAAAGAAAAUUUAUGAAAUACUGAACAUUUCCUCAUCACUCAAUCUCGUACCCUGUAAAUCAUUGCUAGCUAAAUAAUUUUAUCAUAUAAUGAUGUACCUUUAUAUCUCGAUCUUAUAACGUUCAUGUAUUUCAGCUAUAAAAUCUUUUUA
Molecule: messenger RNA, 6115 nt
Organism: Pogonomyrmex barbatus (red harvester ant)
Lineage: Eukaryota; Metazoa; Arthropoda; Insecta; Hymenoptera; Formicidae
Gene: pod1
Product: coronin
Molecular function (GO): protein binding
Source: RefSeq, a predicted model, not a curated record